Molecule: messenger RNA, 8976 nt
Organism: Closterium sp. NIES-65
Lineage: Eukaryota; Viridiplantae; Streptophyta; Zygnematophyceae; Desmidiales; Closteriaceae
Source: the annotation of a GenBank genome assembly
AUGGAAAGAGGGAGAAUAGGGGGGGGUGAUGGAAAGCGGGAGAAUGGGGUGAUCACCCCGCCCCAUUCUCCCUCUUUCCAUCACCCCGCCCCAUUCUCCCUCUUUCCAUCACCCCGCCCCAUUCUCCCGAUUUCGUCACCCCGCCUUAUUCUUCCUCUUUCCAUCAUCCCGGCCCAUUCUUCCUCUUUCCAUCUCCCCGCCCCGUUCUCCCUCUUUCCAUCACCCCGCCUCAUUCUCCCUCUUUCCAUCACCCCGCCCCAUUCUUCCGAUUUCUGUCACCCCGCCCCAUUCUCCCUCUUUCCAUCACCCCGCCCCAUUCUCACUCUUUCCAUAACCCCGCCCCAUUAUCCCUCUUUCCAUCACCCCGCCCCAUUCUCCCGCUUUCCAUCACACCGCCCCAUUCUCCCUCUAUCCAUCACCCCGCCCUAUUCUCCCGCUUUCCAUCACACCGCCCCAUUCUCCCGCUUUCCAUCAACCCUCCCCAUUCUCCCGCUUUCCAUCACCCCGCCCCAUUCUCCCGCUUUCCAUCACCCCGCCCCAUUCUCCCUCUUUCCAUCACCCCGCCCUAUUCUCCCUCUUUCCAUCACCCUGCUCCAUUCUCCCGCUUUCCAUCACCCCGCCCCAUUCUCCCGCUUUCCAUCACCCCACCCCAUUCUCCCGCUUUCCAUCACCCCGCUCCAUUCUCCCGCUUUCCAUCACCCCGCCCAGUUCUCCAUCUUUCCAUCACCCCUCCCCAUUAUCCCUCUUUCCAUCACCCCGCCCCAUUCUCCCUAUUUCCAUCACCCCGCCGCAUUCUCCCGCUUUCCAUCACCCCGCCCCAUUCUCCCUCUUUCCAUCACCCCGCCCCAUUCUCCCGCUUUCCAUCACCCCGCCCCAUUCUCCCGCUUUCCAUCACCCCGCCCCAUUGUCCCUCUUUCCAUCACUCCGCCCCAUUCUCCCGCUUUCCAUCACCCCGCCCCAUUCUCCCGCUUUCCAUCACCCCGCCCCAUUGUCCCUCUUUCCAUCACCCCGCCCAAUUCUUCCUCUUUCCAUCACCCCGCCCCAUUCUCCCUCUUUCCAUCACCCCGCCUCAUUCUCCCGCUUUCCAUCACACCACCCCAUUCUCCCGCUUUCCAUCACCACGCCCCAUUUUCCCUCUUUCCAUCACCCCGCCCCAUUCUCCCGCUUUCCAUCACCCCGCCCCAUUCUCCCGCUUUCCAUCACCCCGCUCCAUUCUCCCGCAUUCCAUCACCCCGCCCAAUUCUCCCUCUUUGCAUCACCCCUCCCCAUUCUCCCUCUUUCCAUCACCCCGCCCCGUUCUCCCGCUUUCCAUCACCCCGCCCCAUUCUCCCUCUUUCCAUCACCCCGCCCCAUUCUCCCGCUUUCCAUCACCCCGCCCCAUUCUCCCUCUUUCCAUCACCCCGCCCCUUUCUCCCGCUUUCCAUCACCCCGCCCCAUUCUCCCGCUUUCCGUCACCCCACCCCAUUCUCCCGUUUUCCACCACCCCGCCCCAUUCUCCCGCUUUCCAUCACCCCGCCCCAUUCUCCCUCUUUUCAUCACCCCGCCCCAUUCUCCCUCUUUCCAUCACCCCACCCCAUCCUUCCUCUUUCCAUCGCCCCGCCCCAUUCUUCCGCUUUUCAUCACCCCGUCCCAUUCUCCCUCUUUCCAUCACCCCGCCCCAUUCCCCCUCUUUCCAUCAGCCUGCCCCAUUCUCCCGCUCUCCAUCACCCCGCCCUAUUCUCCCUAUUUCUAUCACCCCGCCCCAUUCUCCCGCUUUCCAUCACCCCGCUUUCCAUCACCCCGCCCCAUUCUCCCGCUUUCCAUCAACCCGCCCAAUUCUCCCGCUUUCCAUCACCCCGCCCCAUUCUCCCGCUUUCCAUCACUCCGCCCCAUUGUCCCGCUUUCCAUCUCCCCGCCCCAUUCUCCCGCUUUCCAUCACCCCGCCCCAUUGUCACGCUUUCAAUCACCCCGCCCCAUUCUUCCACUUUCCAUCACCCGCCCCAUUCUCCCGCUUUCCAUCACCUCGCCCCAUUCUCCCACGUUCCAUCACCCCGCCCCAUUCUAUCGCUUUCCAUCAUCCCGCCCCAUUCUCCCGCUUUCAAUCACCCCGCCCCAUUCUUCCGCUUUCCAUCAGCCCGCCCCAUUCUCCCUCUUUCCAUCACCCCGCCCCAUUCUCCCUCUUUCCAUCAGCCUGCCCCAUUCUCCCUCUCUCCAUCACCCCGCCCCAUUCUCCCGCUUUUCAUCACCCCGCCCUAUUCUCCCUCCUUCCAUCACCCGCCCCAUUCUCCCGCUUUCCAUCACCCCGCUCCAUUCUCCCGCUUUCCAUCUCCCUGCCCCAUUCUCCCGCUUUCCAUCACCCCGCCCCAUUCUCCCGCUUUCCAUCACCCCGCCCCAUUCUCCCGCUUCCCAUCAUCCCGCCCCAUUCCCCCGCUUUCCAUCACCCCUCCCCAUUCUCCCUCCUUCCAUCACCCCGCCCCAUUCUCCCGCUUUCCAUCACCCCGCCCCAUUCUCCCUCCUUCCAUCACCCCGCCCCAUUCUCCCUCCUUCCAUCACCCCGCCCCAUUCUCCCGCUUUCCAUCACCCCGCCCCAUUCUCCCGCUUCCCAUAACCCCACCCCAUUCUCCCGCUUUCCGUCACCCCGCCACAAUCUUCCACUUUCCAUCACCCCGCACCCAUCUCUCUCCUUCCAUCACCCCGCCCCAUUCUCCCUCUUUCCAUCACCCCGCCCCAUUCUCCCGCUUUCCAUCAGCCCACCCCAGUCUCCCGCUUUCCAUCACCCCUCCCCUUUCUCCCGCUUUCCAUCUCCCCGCCCCAUUCUCCCGCUUUCCAUCACCCCGCCCCAUUCUCCCGCUUUCCAUCACCCCGCCCCAUUCUUCCGCUUCCCAUCAUCCCGCCCCAUUCCCCCGCUUUCCAUCACCCCUCCCCAUUCUCCCUCCUUCUAUCACCCCGCACCAUUCUCUCGCUUUCCAUCACCCCGCCCCAUUCUCCCGCUUUCCAUCACCCCGACCCAUUCUCCCGCUUUCCAUCACCCCGCCCCAUUCUCCCUCCUUCCAUCACCCCGCCCCAUUCUCCCGCUUUCCAUCACCCCGCCCCAUUCUCCCUCCUUCCAUCACCCCGCCCCAUUCUCCCUCAUUCCAUCGCCCCGCUCCAUUCUCCCGCGUUCCAUCACCCCGCCCCAUUCUCCCGCUUUCCAUCACCCCGACCCCUUCUCUCUCCUUCCAUCACCCCGCCCCAUUCUCCCUCCUUCCAUCACCCCGCCCCAUUCUCCCGCUUUCCAUCAGCCCGCCCCUUUCUCCCGCUUUCCAUCUCCCCGCCCCAUUCUCCCGCUUUCCAUCACACCGCCCCAUUCUCCCGCUUUCCAUCACCCCGCCCCAUUCUUCCGCUUCCCAUCAUCCCGCCCCAUUCCCCCGCUUUCCAUCACCCCUAACCAUUCGCCCUCCUUCCAUCACCCCGCCCCUUUCUCCCGCUUUCCAUCUCCCCGCCCCAUUCUCCCGCUUUCCAUCACCCGCCCCAUUCUCCCGCUUUCCAUCACCUCGCCCCAUUCUCCCGCUUUCCAUCACCCCGCCCCAUUCUUCUGCUUUCCAUCACCCUGCCCCAUUCUCCCGCUUUCCAUCACCCUGCCCCAUUCACCUGCUUUCCAUCACCCGCCCCAUUCUCCCGCUUUCCAUCACCCCGCCCCAUUCUCCCACUUUCCAUCACCCCGCCCCAUUCUCCCGCUUUUCAUCACCCCGCCCCAUUCUCCCGCUUUCCAACACCCCGGCCCAUUCUCUCGCUUUCCAUCACCCCGCCCCCUUCUUCCUCCUUCCAUCACCCCGCCCCUUCUCCCUCCUUCCUUCACCCCGCCCCAUUCUCCCGCUUUCCAUCACCCUGCCCCAUUCUCCCGCUUUCCAUCACCCCGCACCAUUCUCCCGCUUUCCAUCACCCCGCCCCAUUCUCCCGCUUUCCAUCACCCCGCCCCAUUCUCCCGCUUUCCAUCACCCCGCGCCAUUCUUCCGCUUUCCAUCACCCCGCCCCCUUCUCCCUCCUUCCAUCACCCCGCCCCAUUCUCCCUCCUUCCAUCACCCCGCCCCAUUCUCCCGCUUUCCAUCAGCCCGCCCCAUUCUCCCGCUUUCCAUCACCCCGCCCCUUUCUCCCGCUUUCCAUCUCCCUGCCCCAUUCUCCCGCUUUCCAUCACCCCGCCCCAUUCUCCCGCUUUCCAUCACCCCGCCCCAUUCUCCCACUUCCCAUCAUCCCGCCCCAUUCCCCCGCUUUCCAUCACCCCUCCCCAUUCUCCCUCCUUCCAUCACCCCCCCCCUUUCUCCCGCUUUCCAUCUCCCCGCCCCAUUCUCCCGCUUUCCAUCAGCCCGCCCCAUUCUCCCGCUUUCCAUCACCCCGCCCCUUUCUCCCGCUUUCCAUCUCCCCGCCCCAUUCUCCCGCUUUCCAUCACACCGCCCCAUUCUCCCGCAUUCCAUCACCCCGCCCCAUUCUUCCGCUUCCCAUCAUCCCGCCCCAUUCCCCCACUUUCCAUCACCCCUCCCCAUUCUCCCUCCUUCCAUCACCCCGCCCCUUUCUCCCGCUUUCCAUCUCCCCGCCCCAUUCUCCCGCUUUCCAUCACCCGCCCCAUUCUCCCGCUUUCCAUCACCUCGCCCCAUUCUCCCGCUUUCCAUCACCCCGUCCCAUUCUUGUGCUUUCCAUCACCCCGCCCCAUUCUCCCGCUUUCCAUCACCCUGCCCCAUUCACCCGCUUUCCAUCACCCGCCCCAUUCUCCCGCUUUCCAUCACCCCGCCCCAUUCUCCCACUUUCCAUCACCCCGCCCCAUUCUCCCGCUUUUCAUCACCCCGCCCCAUUCUCCCGCUUUCCAAUACCCCGGCCCAUUCUCUCGCUUUCCAUCACCCCGCCCCCUUCUUCCUCCUUCCAUCACCCCGCCCCGUUCUCCCUCCUUCCUUCACCCCGCCCCAUUCUCCCGCUUUCCAUCACCCUGCCCCAUUCUCCCGCUUUCCAUCACCCCGCACCAUUCUCCCGCUUUCCAUCACCCCGCCCCAUUCUCCCGCUUUCCAUCACCCCGCCCCACUCUCCCGCUUUCCAUCACCCCGCGCCAUUCUUCCGCUUUCCAUCACCCCGCCCCCUUCUCCCUCCUUCCAUCACCCCGCCCCAUUCUCCCUCCUUCCAUCACCCCGCCCCAUUCUCCCGCUUUCCAUCAGCCCGCCCCAUUCUCCCGCUUUCCAUCACCCCGCCCCUUUCUCCCGCUUUCCAUCUCCCUGCCCCAUUCUCCCGCUUUCCAUCACCCUGCCCCAUUCUCCUGCUUUCCAUCACCCCGCCCCAUUCUCCCGCUUCCCAUCAUCCCGCCCCAUUCCCCCGCUCUCCAUCACCCCUCCCCAUUCUCCCUCCUUCCAUCACCCCGCCCCAUUCUCCCGCUUUCCAUUACACGCCCCAUUCUCCCGCUUUCCAUCCCCUCGCCCCAUCAUCCGCUUUCCAUCACCCCGCCCCAUUCUCCUGCUUUCCAUCACCCCGCCCCAUUCUCCCGCUUUUCAUCACCCCGCCCCAUUCUCCCGCUUUCCAACACCCCGCCCCAUUCUCCCGCUUUCCAUCACCCCGCCCCAUUCUUCCGCUUCCCAUCAUCCCGCCCCAUUCCCCCGCUUUCCAUCACCCCUCCCCAUUCUCCCUCCUUCCAUCACCCCGCCCCUUUCUCCCGCUUUCCAUCUCCCCGCCCCAUUCUCCCGCUUUCCAUCACCCGCCCCAUUCUCCCGCUUUCCAUCACCUCGCCCCAUUCUCCCGCUUUCCAUCACCCCGCCCCAUUCUUCUGCUUUCCAUCACCCCGCCCCAUUCUCCCGCUUUCCAUCACCCCGCCCCAUUCUCCCGCUUUCCAUCACCCCGCCCCAUUCUCCCGCUUUCCAUCACCCCGCGCCAUUCUUCGGCUUUCCAUCACCCCGCCCCCUUCUCCCUCCUUCCAUCACCCCGCCCCAUUCUCCCUCCUUCCAUCACCCCGCCCCAUUCUCCCGCUUUCCAUCAGCCCGCCCCAUUCUCUCGCUUUCCAUCACCCCGCCCCUUUCUCCCGCUUUCCAUCUCCCUGCCCCAUUCUCCCGCAUUCCAUCACCCCGCCCCAUUCUCCCGCUUUCCAUCACCCCGCCCCAUUCUCCCGCUUCCCAUCAUCCCGCCCCAUUCCCCCGCUUUCCAUCACCCUUCCCCAUUCUCCCUCCUUCCACCACCCCGCCCCAUUCUCCCGCUUUCCAUUACACGCCCCAUUCUCCCACUUUCCAUCACCUCGCCCCAUCUCCCGAUUUCCAUCACCCCGCCCCAUUCUCCUGCUUUCCAUCACCCCGCCCCAUUCACCCACUUUCCAUCACCCGCCCCAUUCUCCCGCUUUCCAUCACCCCGCCCCAUUCUCUCACUUUCCAUCACCCCGCCCCAUUUUCCCGCUUUCUAUCACCCUGCCCCAUUCUCACGCUUUCCAUCACCCUGCCCCAAUCUCCCGCAUUCCAUCACCCCGCCCCAUUCUCCCUCCUUCCAUCACCCCGCCCCAUUCUCCCGCUUUCCAUCACCCCGCCCCAGUCUCCCGCUUUCCAUAACCCCCCCCCAUUAUCCCUCCUUCCAUCACCCGCCCCGUUCUCCCUCCUUCCAUCACCCCGCCCCUUUCUCCCUCCUUCCAUCACCCCGCCCUAUUCUCCCGCUUUCCAUCAGCCCGCCCCAUUCUCCCGCUUUCCAUCACCCCGCCCCAUUCUCCCGCUUUCCAUCACCCCGCCCCAUUCUCCCGCUUUUCAUCACCCCGCCCCAUUCUCCCGCUUUCCAUCACCCCGCCCCAUUCUCCCGCUUUCCCCCACCCCAUUCUCCCGCUUUCCAUCUCCCCGCCCCAUUCUACCUCCUUCCAUCACCCCGCCCCAUGCUCCCACUUUCCAUCACCCCGCCCCAUUCUCCCGCUUUCCAUCACCCCGCCCCAUUCUCCCUCCUUCCAUCACACCGCCCCAUUCUCCCUCUUUCCAUCACCGCGCCCCAUUCUCCCACUUUCCAUCACCCCGCCCCAUUCUCCCUCUUUCCAUCACCCCGCCCCAUUCUCCCGCUUUCCAUCAGCCCGCCCCAUUCUCCCGCUUUCCAUCACCCCUCCCCUUUCUCCCGCUUUCCAUCUCCCCGCCCCAUUCUCCCGCUUUCCAUCACCCCGCCCCAUUCUCCCGCUUUCCAUCACCCCGCCCCAUUCUUCCGCUUCCCAUCAUCCCGCCCCAUUCCCCCGCUUUCCAUCACCCCUCCCCAUUCUCCCUCCUGCUAUUACCUCGCCCCAUUCUCUCGCUUUCCAUCACCCCGCCCCAUUCUCCCGCUUUCCAUCACCCCGACCCAUUCUCCCGCUUUCCAUCACCCCGCCCUAUUCUCCCUCCUGCCAUAACCCCGCCCCAUUCUCCCGCAAUCAAUCACCCCGCCCCAUUCUCCCUCCUUCCAUCACCCCGCCCCAUUCUCCCUCAUUCCAUCACCCCGCUCCAUUCUCCCGCGUUCCAUCACCCCGCCCCAUUCUCCCGCUUUCCAUCACCCCGCCCCAUUCUUCCGCUUCCCAUCACCCCGACCCCUUCUCUCUCCUUCCAUCACCCCGCCCCAUUCUCCCUCCUUCCAUCACCCUGCCCCAUUCUCCCGCUUUCCAUCAGCCCGCCCCAUUCUCCCGCUUUCCAUCACCCCGCCCCUUUCUCCCGCUUUCCAUCUCCCCGCCCCAUUCUCCCGCUUUCCAUCACACCGCCCCAUUCUCCCGCUUUCCAUCACCCCGCCCCAUUCUUCUGCUUCCCAUCAUCCCGCCCCAUUCCCCCGCUUUCCAUCACCCCUCCCCAUUCUCCCUCCUUCCAUCACCCCGCCCCUUUCUCCCGCUUUCCAUCUCCCCGCCCCAUUCUCCCGCUUUCCAUCACCCGCCCCAUUCUCCCGCUUUCCAUCACCUCGCCCCAUUCUCCCGCUUUCCAUCACCCCGCCCUAUUCUUCUGCUUUCCAUCACCCCGCCCCAUUCUCCCGCUUUCCAUCACCCUGCCCCAUUCACCCGCUUUCCAUCACCCGCCCCAUUCUCCCGCUUUCCAUCACCCCGCCCCAUUCUCCCCCUUUCCAUCACCCCGCCCCAUUCUCCCGCUUUUCAUCACCCCGCCCCAUUCUCCCGCUUUCCAACACCCCGGCCCAUUCUCUCGCUUUCUAUCACCCCGCCCCCUUCAUCCUCCUUCCAUCAACCCGCCCCGUUCUCCCUCCUUCCUUCACCCCGCCCCAUUCUCCCGCUUUCCAUCACCCUGCCCCAUUCUCCCGCUUUCCAUCACCCCGCACCAUUCUCCCGCUUUCCAUCACCCCGCCCCAUUCUCCCGCUUUCCAUCACCCCGCCCCAUUCUCCCGCUUUCCAUCACCCCGCGCCAUUCUUCCGCUUUCCAUCACCCCGCCCCCUUCUCCCUCCUUCCAUUACCCCGCCCCAUUCUCCCUCCUUCCAUCACCCCGCCCCAUUCUCCCGCUUUCCAUCAGCCUGCCCCAUUCUCCCGCUUUCCAUCACCCCGCCCCUUUCUCCCGCUUUCCAUCUCCCUGCCCCAUUCUCCCGCUUUCCAUCACCCCGCCCCAUUCUCCCGCUUUCCAUCACCCCGCCCCAUUCUCCCGCUUCCCAUCAUCCCGCCCCAUUUGCCCGCUCUCCAUCACCCCUCCCCAUUCUCCCUCCUUCCAUCACCCCGCCCCAUUCUCCCGCUUCCCAUCACCCCACCCCAUUCUCCCGCUUUCCAUUACACGCCCCAUUCUCCCGCUUUCCAUCCCCUCGCCCCAUUCCCGCUUUCCAUCACCCCGCCCCAUUCUCCUGCUUUCCAUCACCACGCCCCAUUCACCCGCUUUCCAUCACCCGCCCCAUUCUCCCACUUUCCAUCACCCGGUCCCAUUCUCCCUCUUUCCAUAACCUCGCCCCAUUCUCCCGCUUUCCAUCACCCCGCCCCAUUCUCCCUCUUUCCAUCACCCCGCCCCAUUCUCCCUCUUUCCAUCACCCCGCCCCAUUCUCCCACUUUCCAUCACCCCGCCCCAUUCUCCCUCUUUCCAUAA